Molecule: messenger RNA, 2112 nt
Organism: Penicillium manginii
Lineage: Eukaryota; Fungi; Ascomycota; Eurotiomycetes; Eurotiales; Aspergillaceae
Product: RNA lariat debranching enzyme
Exons: 3
Coding region: 1-2112 (703 amino acids)
Biological process (GO): mRNA splicing, via spliceosome
Cellular component (GO): nucleus
Molecular function (GO): RNA lariat debranching enzyme activity
Source: RefSeq, a predicted model, not a curated record
AUGGACGCCCCUGAGGUGUACAAUGCGUACGAGGUAGGCGAGGUGCGCGUGGUGACCGUUGGCUGCGGCCACGGUGGUCUGAACCUAAUCUACGGUGCUGUCGCCGAAGCUGCUGCUCAGCGUGGCUGGUACCAUAUUGACAUUGUCAUUAUCGGUGGCGAUUUCCAGGCCCUUCGCAAUGCCGACGAUGCGGCAUGCCUCUCUGUUCCGAACAAGUUUCGUAAGAUGGGAGACUACCACGAGUACUACAGUGGUCAGCGUCUUGCUCCCUACCUGACCAUCUUCUGUGGUGGCAACCAUGAAGCGAGCAAUCACUUGUUCGAGCUUUACUACGGUGGUUGGAUUGCUCACAACAUCUACUAUCUCGGUGCGGCGAAUGUCGUUCGCUUCCGCGGUCUGCGCAUCUCCGGCAUGUCAGGUAUCUGGAAAGGAUACGACUACCGUAAGACUCACUAUGAACGCAUCCCCUACCGUCCCGAAGACCUUCAUUCUGUCUUCCACGUCCGCGAACUGGAUAUUCGCAAGCUCCUGCAAAUCCGAACCCAAAUUGACAUCUGUUUGUCCCACGAUUGGCCUCGCCUGGUCGAAAACUUCGGCGACUUUAAGCGGCUCUUCCGCAAAAAGAAGGACUUCGAAGAAGACUCGAAGCACGGUAAACUCGGAAACCCGGCCGCUCGCGAGGUCAUGGACCGUCUCCGACCAUUCUAUUGGUUUGCCGCGCACCUUCAUGUCGAGUUCGCCGCAACUGUCCCUCACGACAACGUCAAAACGAAGGCAAUCGAACCAAGCAAAGGCAUGCCCGCUGUUUGGGCUGUCGAAGUGGCUUCCCCCGUAGCUGCCCCCAUCGCUGCUCCCGUGGCUGCUCCCGUGGCUCUACCCGCUCCUAAGCCCUCCGCAGCUGUUGGAGUCUCCUCUGAGAAUUCCCGCCCCGUUCCUUCGGGCGGUCCGGCGCCUAAUACCAUGAUGGCUGCGUACGAAAACAAGAGUCUUUCCUUUCUCAACAACGAAGCCGAUCGCCUUGCCGCCUGGGGAACAUUCCAGGAGGACGACAUCAAGGUCCGCGAACAGCAAUUUGUCGAAGCAUCUCAACACAUGAGUGAUGAGCGUCGUAGCUCCAACGUCGACGUGACAUGGAAGCACAUGGCUUCUGGAAAGUCUGCAGGUCAGCAAGAUUCCCUUGUUUAUGCCAACAAGCGAGUUAAGAAUGACGACGAAAUCGACCUCGACUCCGAGGAUGAUUCUCCUCGUGAGGACAAGGCAUGCAAGCCUACCUCAUUCGAAACGGAUGGACAAUCUGCGAUUGAAGCUACCACCACCGCCACGCGCAAUAUUUGCCUCGAAAGUGGUGCCGACGGUGCUGAUGAUUGGGCGCCCUCCAGUCAAGACCCUAAAAUGUCACUUGUCGACCAGGCGGUUUCCGACAGCUUGCGAACCAAGCUGCCCGCCGCUUUUGCCCGGCCCCCCGCCAAGGCUACCCGCCAGCCCAUGUCGCAUCCCGCCGCGAUCCACAACAAGCUCACCAAGUUCUUAGCUUUGGACAAGCCCAACAAUCACGACCCCUUUUUCAAGCUGCUGAGUAUCCCCGUCUCGAACCGGGAAAACGUCAAUGUUUCCGAGCCUGAUCGUCUCCAGUACGACAAGGAAUGGCUUGCGAUUACUCGUGUCUUCGCCGGCGACCUAGUCCUUGGUGACAAGAAUGCCAAGGUGCCAGAUGAUCUCGGUGAAGACGAAUACCUUCCUCUUAUCCAAAAGGAAGAAGAAUGGGUUGAAGAGAACCUGGUGAAAAAGGGACUGAUGAACAUCCCCUACAAUUUCACCCGCUCCGCCCCCCGGUCCACUCCUGCCGGCGACAUCCAGCACCCUGCCAUGCCGAUGGAGUUUCCAAACCUCCAGACCGCCGAGUUCUGUGAGUUGCUCCAAAUCGAGAAUAAGUUUUUCUUGAACGAUGAGCAGCGCAUCAUCAAUUAUCAAAGCGUGCCUACCAAACAGAUGGCGAACGCUGACGAUGAGCGCCAGCGAGGCACAGGCCGCCGUGGUGGCCACCGGGGUCGCGGCCACAGGGGUCGUGGCCACCGUGGUCACCACCGUGGAUCCGGACGUGGAACCAACUGA